Molecule: messenger RNA, 759 nt
Organism: Entrophospora candida
Lineage: Eukaryota; Fungi; Glomeromycota; Glomeromycetes; Entrophosporales; Entrophosporaceae
Source: the annotation of a GenBank genome assembly
AUGCCAAUUGAAGAUCCAAGAGUUAGGCUAAGAAAAGCUGCAUUUGAAGGAAAUCUACAUAUUAUCAAACGUUUAACAGCAAGAAUAAGCAUGCAAAAUCCCGAUUCUGAAAAUGGAUGGCAUGUACAAUUUGCUCGUUUUGGACAUGAGCAAGUCGUUGAAUUUCUUUUACAAAGAGGCCAUGAAGAUCCAGAAAUUUCAAGAAUAAUGAAAUUAUAUGCAGCAUUUUUUCCUAAUAGUAUUAAUAUGUGCAAUAAACAAGGCCAAACAGCAUUAAUAUUUGCAUCUAAGCAUGGACAUCUUGAAAUAAUUAAUUUUUUAUUAGAAUAUGGAGCUGACAUAAAUCAAACAGAUUAUGAAGGCAAUACGGCUUUACACUAUGCAGCAGCUUGGGAUAAAUCUUCGGUUGUAACCAUGUUGAUUGAGCGUGAAUGCCAAUUUGCAGUAAAAAAUAUUGCAGGGUGGACUGCUUUAGAUUAUUCAUAUUCAAUGAAUUUAAAAGAACAUUUACAAGAAUGUGCUCGUACGCAUCACGAAAAUAAAAUUAUAAGAAGACGUAACAAUCUCAAAAUAAAUAUUGAGAGUUCACCACUAAUUGAUUCAAUGCCGUUUACUAUACGGUCAGCAACUUUUCCACUUGUAAAAUCAAAUGAUUUUCCAGAUAAUAAUAAUGGUAAUAGCAACAACAGUAGCAUUUCAUCAAAUUUAUCAUCAAAUGAUAUAAAUGCAAUCAAAAGAAAAGAAUCUUUACCUUGGUAA